Messenger RNA from Opisthocomus hoazin, 2634 nucleotides. The record is from RefSeq and is a predicted model, not a curated record. Lineage: Eukaryota; Metazoa; Chordata; Aves; Opisthocomiformes; Opisthocomidae.
AUGCUAUUUUUAGACUCGCCUUCCAAAUUUGCACUGUGUUUUAAGUAGCCUCGCCCGGACGAUCCGCUCGAGCCCUGGAGACCCACGUGCUGCUCCAGGGGCUGGAGGAGCUUUAACGGAAAGGCUGAGAGCGCUGGCAGCCGUCCUGCCUCCCGAAAUAUCCAUGGGGAUGCGCCAGCCCCCCCUCCCGCUACCCCAACCCGCUCUCCGCAGGGCUCGGUGGAUUGCCCCAACCUGGAGUUCGAAUACGGGGAUGCCGAUGGCCACGGCGCCGAGUUAGCAGAGCUGUACAGCUACACCGAGGAGCACGAGCUCAGCACCAACAGGAGAUGCUUCGAGGAGGAUUUUCACGCUCAAGUGCAGGGCAGGAGGUGGCUGGAGCUGGAUGGGGCUCAGCAGAAGGCCUACGUCAUGCGCCUGCUGGAUGGGCUGGAGGUGGUCAACAGGGACAAGAGGCUCAAAGUAGCACGGGCCAUCCUCUACCUGGCACAGGGCAUCUUUGGAGACUGUGAUAAUGAAGGCGAUGUCCUGCACUGGUCUCGGCACAACAGCUUCCUCCUGUACCAGCUGGGAACCUUCACUGCCUUCCUGGAGCUCCUCAACAUGGAGAUUGACAACAGCCAGGCCUGUAGCAGCGCCCUGAGGAAGCCGGCCAUCUCGCUGGCCGACAGCACGGAGCUCAGGGUGCUGCUCAGUGUCAUGUACCUGAUGGUGGAGAACAUCCGUGUGGAGCAGGAGGCGGAUCCCCCCGAGUGGAAUACCUGCCGGGAGACCUUCAGGAUGGAGCUGAGUUUCCCUGUGCACACUGAUGAGCCAUUUGCUCUUCUGCUUUUCACAAUGGUGACCAAGUUCUGCAGUGGCCAUGCUCCACACUUCCCCAUGAAGAAGGUCCUGCUCCUGCUCUGGAAGGUGCUUCUGUUCACACUGGGUGGAUUUGAAGCCCUGCAGGCAAUGAAGAUGAGGAAGCGGGAGGAGCUGGGGCUGCCACCCUUGCCGGAGGACAGCAUCCAGGUGAUGCGCAGCAUGCGUGCUGCUUCGCCUCCCACCUACUCCAUCGAGCUCAUGGAGCAGCAGCAGAAGCGUGGUCACCGCAGCCGGAGGCCCCUGGUGAAGCAAGACAGUUUGGAUAUCUACAACGAGAGAGACCCAUUCAAGAAUGAUGAAGCAGGAGUCGACGAAGAGGAGAACGAUGAUGUGGACAGUGGGAUCGAGGGGGAACUGGACCUGAUGGAGCGGGAUGCGAUUAUCCCCAUGAUGCCUGCUCAGCGCCCGCCUAUUGAAAGGGUGUCAUUCCCCAAAGGGCUCCCCUGGGCCCCUAAAGUCAGACAGAAAGACAUCGAGCAUUUCCUGGAAGCAAGCAGGAACAAAUUCAUCGGAUUCACACUGGGCCAAGACACCGAAACCCUGAUAGGGCUACCACGGCCCAUCCAUGAAAGCGUGAAGACACUGAAGCAGCACAAGUAUGUUUCCAUCUCGGAUGUUCAGAUCAAGAAUGAGGAGGAGCUGGAGAAGUGCCCUAUGUCUCUGGGGGAAGAGGAAGUCCAAGAAACCCCUUGUGAGAUACUGUAUCGAGCAAUGUUGUACAAUCUCCCCCAGUAUAUGAUAGCUUUGCUGAAGAUCCUCCUUGCUGCAGCGCCUACCUCUAAAGCCAAGACCGACUCUAUCAACAUCCUGGCAGAUGUGUUGCCUGAAGAGAUGCCCAUCACUGUUCUUCAGAGCAUGAAACUAGGGAUUGAUGUGAACAGACACAAAGAGAUCAUUGUGAAGAGCAUCUCGGCUUUGCUGCUGCUGCUCCUCAAGCACUUCAAGCUGAACCACAUCUACCAGUUUGAGUACGUGUCCCAGCAUUUGGUGUUUGCCAACUGCAUCCCGCUGAUCCUGAAGUUCUUCAACCAAAACAUCAUGUCUUAUAUCACUGCCAAAAACAGCAUCUCCGUCCUGGAUUAUCCACAUUGCACAGUCUAUGAUUUGCCCGAGCUCACUGCAGAAAGCCUGGAAGCCGGAGACAACAACCAGUUCUGCUGGAGAAAUUUGUUCUCCUGCAUUAACUUGCUGAGGAUCCUCAACAAGCUGACCAAGUGGAAACACUCGAGGACAAUGAUGCUGGUAGUCUUCAAGUCAGCCCCAAUACUGAAACGAGCUCUGAAGGUGAAGCAGGCCAUGAUGCAGCUGUAUGUUCUCAAACUGUUAAAAAUCCAGACCAAAUACCUGGGGCGCCAGUGGAGAAAGAGCAACAUGAAAACCAUGUCUGCCAUUUACCAGAAGGUGCGGCACCGCAUGAACGAUGACUGGGCUUAUGGCAACGAUAUCGAUGCAAGACCAUGGGAUUUCCAGGCUGAAGAAUGCACCUUGAGAGCCAACAUCGAAGCCUUCAACAGCCGGAGGUACGACAAACCUCAGGACUCGGAGUUUGCGCCAGUGGACAACUGCCUGCAGAGCGUGCUGGGGCAGCGGCUGGAGCUCCCCGAGGACUUCCACUACUCCUACGAACUCUGGCUGGAGCGAGAGGUGUUUUCCCAGCCCAUUCGCUGGGAGGAGCUGCUGCAUUACCAGUGAGAGCGACACCGUCACCUGCCCCCCAGUCCCACCUCAGUAAGGACUCAAGGUGCUACAGGCUGAGGAAAGGAACAUUAU